AUGGCGAGUAGGGCUCGGUUACUGCGGCCACAGGCCUCUUCGCUACCAAGAUGUGUCUUUGCAACUCGUACUUUCGGUGCUGAAGCACGCCACUUCUCCCUCUUCAAUCGCCCCAGGCAGAGCUAUGAAGAGCAUGUACCGUUGACACCGGUGGGGAGACUGGGUCUGGCAAUUAGCUCUGGGAUAGGGAGUUUCCUAGACCCUAGAAAAGGAGAGUUGAUUGCUACUUUUGGCGAGGCAACAGCGCAGCCAUACUUCAUAUACAAGCUGCGAGAUCGCAUGCUCAUGAACGCCACCGGGCGAAGAAUCCUGCGCGAGCGACCCAGAUUGACCUCUAAAUCCCUCGAUAUCCCUCGUCUUCGUUCGCUACCGCCCAACACCGUUGGCUACAAUUAUGCUGCGUGGCUCGAUGCUGAGGGGGUCACGCCAGAUACACGAGCGCAGGUGCGAUACAUAGACGAUGAGGAGUGCGCAUACGUUAUGCAGCGAUACCGCGAGUGUCAUGACUUCUAUCACGCGCUUGUUGGACUGCCGGUUUUUCGAGAGGGAGAAGUUGCAUUGAAAGCUUUCGAGUUCGCCAACACUGGGCUGCCAAUGACCGGUCUCGCUGUCUUCAGCGCACUCACGCUGAAAAAGGGAGAGUGGAGAAGGUUUCUGGACGUCUACGGACCUUGGGCUGCCAGAAAUGGAGCACGAAGUGAUGACGUGAUCAAUGUCUACUGGGAAGAAGAGCUAGAAACAGACAUCAACGAGUUGAGGACAAGACUUGGGAUCGAGAAGCCGCCAGAUCUCCGCUCCAUGCGUAAGGAAGCCCGCGAAGCGAGGAAGAGAGAGAAGGAGGCUAAAGAGGCUAUGGUGAGAGCCGCUGUCUAG
Molecule: messenger RNA, 873 nt
Organism: Ascochyta rabiei
Lineage: Eukaryota; Fungi; Ascomycota; Dothideomycetes; Pleosporales; Didymellaceae
Product: Ubiquinone biosynthesis protein
Exons: 2
Coding region: 1-873 (290 amino acids)
Biological process (GO): ubiquinone biosynthetic process
Cellular component (GO): mitochondrion; mitochondrial inner membrane
Source: RefSeq, a predicted model, not a curated record